ACUAAAAUCGCGAAAUUCGAGGUUAUGUUGCGUUUGUUUUUAUAUUUUUCGGGGAAUAGCUUCCUCGUGGGUGGAAUCGCGUUUUAAUGUAUGGGGGGGCGUUUUUUGGCGACGGAAUUCGCGUCUGCGGGACCCCAAAACCACGUUUCUUCUGAUUUGAGUUGCGUCAGUCCGAUACCUGAUAAGUUUGGGGCGAUAAUUGUGUUUACGUUCCAUAAUGCAUAUUCAUGUGUUAAAGGUUGCUCAAAUGUUGUUGCUAUACGAUUUGGACAAAAAAACGACGGAAAGUUGGCCAGUUUUUUGGUAAUUAGAAAGGAACGUCGGGUCACGUGUUGAUUAUUUUUAUUGGUUUUGCAUGUUGGUUUUGGGUUCCGUUUGAGAGAGAUGUGACCCCAAAAUCCUAGAGAUGACCGUUGUGACGUUUACCGAAAUUGUUAUCAAGAAGCGGACGAAAUCAGGGGUUAAUCGUGCAAGGUGGGUUCGCCCCUGGAUCUCCGCCGUCCUUACGAUUUGAUCUCUCUUCUCGACCAAGAAAAGCGCUGGAACGAAAUCCAGACAGUCCUCCAAGAUCUCAUGACCCGCAAAUCCACAAUCGAAGAAAAAUGGUCGAACCUCCAGGGCAAUCCCGGGAUGGAAUCGAAAAUGGCCCUCAAGAACUCCGAUUGUUUGAUGAACGGCAAACUCGCCAACACUGUGGAUUUGUACAAUAUAGCGACCAACGGAAGCGAGAGGGUUAAGGUCGACUUGACCACCGAAAAAGAGGACGUUACGAUAUAUCAAGUACCCGAGUGUAAUAAAUAUAGUAAAAUCGAGUUCAGCCUACCCGAGUACCAGCAAUUUCCAUCCCUACAUAUCGACAACAUUGUCACUUCGGCCCCCGAAGAAUCCCUCGAGAAGUUGAUGCCGAUGAAAUCGGUCCAGCUUUUCGGGCACGAGAUUCAUAACGAGUUGGUGAAGAACUCGAGCUCGUGGGUGCACUAUAAUCUAGGUGCGUUGUAUUGGAGGAUCAAGGGGAACGGGCCUAAAGCGGUGGAUUGUAGCAGGAGGGCGCUGCUUUUCGUACCACCUGUGUAUAAAGACAUUCCUUUGCAUAAUCUAGCGGGGAUUUUGCAUAAGUCGGGGCGGUCGUCGGAGGCCGCUUUGAUGCUCCAUACGGCAACCGAGUACGCUCCUAAGCAGGCGCUGCAUUACUUAGCUCUAGGGAAUAUUUAUUUCGCGAUGGGUGACUAUAACAACUCCAUUACUUACUAUGAUAAGUUUUUGGAACUCGAGCCGGAGCACAAUGACGUGAACGCGAUUAAACAAGCAACUCUUUGUUUCUCGAAGCUUGAAACCCAUCUGAUCGAUUUCCAAGAAAAUGUUUUAGGGUACUUACAGGGUAUUUUGUCCGAUCUGCACGACUUUCAUAGUCUUCAGCAGCACUGGCUCAGACUUAGUAAAAGAUUGAUGUGGGAACACUCUUCGUACGACGAAGAGUUAGGUAAUUUUCAAGAAGAAGCACUAGAGUCGAUGUUCGGCAAAAAAAGCCAACGAUGCGUGAAGAAAUCAUCGACGAUAUCGUGCGACUUCGUCGACAGUCCGAUCGCCGACUUCGACACAAUGAACCUCCAGAACCUGUUCCAGUACGUGGAAUCAGAAACCCAGAAGAUCAACGAACGCAUGGCUAAAACUAACCGUCUAACCGGCGUCGAUGACAAAAAUAAAGAUAAUUAUGAGAGCACGCCGCAAACCUAUCCGAAGUUCCCCACCACGAUGUCAACUUCCGGCGAGAAGUACUUCGACGUGGCGGGGUGGCCGCACGAAGAGGAGUGCCGGAAGUGGAAUCUGCCAAUCAACGAGAAGGAGGAUUUGAAGUUGCCGAUUUUCCUUCCGCCGGAGAAUAAAGGUUACGAUAUACAUAAGAUUUUGGCGGACGCCAUUGGAUUACCCAACGGGUCUGAGCACAAAUUACCGUGGUAUCCGCCAGUGUGUGACGACGCCAGUGCUUUCGGCGAAAAGUACGUGCAACAAUCAGAGCGGCAUCUACUUAAUAACGAGAUUAAAAGCAACGAGUUCUUGAGAAGCCACUUUGUUAAGUAUGUUAAUAGUGGGAAGGCGGAUGAGGCGGAAAUCGGGCAGCGGAUCAUUACGGCCUUGGAAAGGAAAAGCGCCCCCAGUUGGGUCCUGUCGACCCUCGCUAGCUUGUAUUGGCGGAUUCGGGGCAACACGCGGAAAGCCCUUGAUUGUUUAGACCUGGCGCUGAAGACGGCGCCCAAGGACCAAACCGACGUCAUCCUCAUAUCCAUCGGCUCGAUCGUGCACCAAGUGGGUCUAGUAAACCAAGCUCUCAAGUACGCCAACUUGGCUUUCAAACUCAACUACGUGGAGCCGAGUACUAACUUCCUCCUCGCGUUGCUGCACUACGAAAGUAACCCCUUGAUGGCCAUGUACUACAUGAAGAACGUGCUUCGUGUGGACUCGGAAUUCUAUGACGGGCAAGCCGAACUCCUGCUCAAGCUAUGGGGCUGUCGGAUCAAGAUGGGUACUUACAACAACGUGAAAAAGCCGGCGGAGAAGCUCCCCCAGGAGAUUUGCUCCGAGAAAGAGUCGUUCAAAGGACAAGGUAUGAUAUGUUCAGCGAAUGGUGAUGAUUGUAAAACAGCAUCUAUCCAGUGUUUUCGUACGAAAGAAGAUGGUGUUAUCCUUAAACGUCCCUUUGUCAAAUUUAAAAGCGGAGUUAAGCAUUCUUUAAUUUCCACAAUCAUUGCUGCUGAAGGUUCCGGCGAUAGUGAGCCGGACCAGUCGCAGUUGGAAAGGAUUAACGAUAACCCGCAUCCUUUCCACAUGAGGAUUUUGUUGGGGGAGGAUCACGUAACCCCGGGACCGACGCCGGAGUUCUAUGUGGGGUUUAGCGACGAUUCUGCGUCCGACACGGUACUACACGUAUACGAUAAGUCCGGUACUUAUCCGUUGUCGUCGCACGGGUGCAAAGAAAUCAUAGAAGCGGAUUGGGUUCACUUCACGUCGAUGUGGCAGUCGAUAGCCGCGCGAAACAUAGAUAUAGGACCAUACUUGAAACCCCUGCCGAAAAAUUCCAAGAAACGCGGUACUAAACCCUACUGCACCGACGGCAACCUCAACCCCGGCGAAACUCUGCUCAACCACCUCACCAGCAAAAUCCUCCGCAGUAAAUUCCCGGCUUCCCCCGAUAGGAGUUUAGCCGAGUGGUUGGGGAUCAUGGCCGGUGAUCAAAAAGCGUCAGUUGAAGAACUGGGGGCCAAAAUUGGGCUAGCCCUCCAGGAAAAUACUACCUCGUGGCUCCUAGCCACCGCUGCUGCUCUCUACUGGCGGGUUUUGGGUAACGCCGAAGAAGCGAUCGUGUGUCUGCGGCUAGCCCUGAGUCACGUCCCGGAUGACAUGAAAGACGUGCCACUGAUCAGUUUGGCCAACGUUUUGCAAAGGUUCGGUUUCAACGGGGAGGCUCUAGAAGUGGCGUACUUAGCUCUGAAAAGCAACCCGAACUUCGUGGUUAACCAUUUCACCGUGGGUAACAUUCUUGCGUCCAUGGGGGACCUGGAGGAAGCCAUAUCAUUCCACCGCUCCGCGCUCACUCUGGAUUCGAAUUUCGAGCCGGCUCGGAAUCGGUUGCAGGCGAUCUUGUGCACUUUGUUGUUCGACGAGUCGGGAACGCUGAGGAGCAUACCGGAGAAUUAAGUCUACACUGAAUGUAUAUGAAGAAGAUACUAUUUUUGCAUGCCAACAUAUAAUACGUGUUGCCCUUACUGUAUAGAUUUGUUUUAGUUCGUGACAGUACUAGGUGUGUAGGCGUUUCGUUCGUUCAACGAAUAUUGUUACUUUGACUCAAUUGUAAGUGUGAUGGAAAUUCUCAAGUGAUAUUUUUUUCGUUUAAGCUUAGUUGUACUUAAUCUCGAUUUGCCAAAGAGUUGGAAUUAAUUUGUGUUCACUACGUUAGAAUAGAAUUAAGUUUAAUGUACAUUCCAUUGUCGUACGGUUUGAUACUUAUUGACUUAAUUUGACAAUGCAUUCUUUUCCUGUUUUCACUUUCGACGGUGUGAUUUUUUUAAGAUUUUGAGUCUCAUUUUAUUGGUGGUAAUUGCUGUGAAAUACAGUGACGAUAAAAGCA
Zophobas morio is the source of this 4123-nucleotide messenger RNA. Its product is annotated as tetratricopeptide repeat protein 17. Gene Ontology annotation, molecular function: protein binding. The record is from RefSeq and is a predicted model, not a curated record. The transcript has 9 exons. Bases 574 to 3693 code for a protein of 1039 amino acids. Gene Ontology annotation, cellular component: cytoplasm; actin cytoskeleton. Gene Ontology annotation, biological process: actin filament polymerization. NCBI's taxonomy places the organism in Eukaryota, Metazoa, Arthropoda, Insecta, Coleoptera, Tenebrionidae.